AACCCGCAAUUACAAGAAUUUAAACGUAAGAGUCGAACUUUAAGCGACUUUUUAAACUCAUGAUAAGUAAUUAUAGUCGUGCUGCACAUGAUGUUUGAGAAGUCCUCUGAAGCAGUCCAACUCCUCCUCGCCUGUUCGGUCAGGUCCGCCUCCUGUCAGCGCUGCUGCAGAUGCCGGCUGCUCUCUCAGAGUGCUCGGUUUGUCCUCACUCCAUCACACAGUAGCCCGCGUUCGCUGUGACAAUGAAAAAGAUGACAUCGCGCUAUAAAGCUUAAUCUCGCAGUCUGAUGAGGCGUCUGGAUGCACUCUUAUUUUGGAGGCAGGAACAGGCUAUGACAUUUUCUUGGCAGCUGAAUUAGUUGGUGACAGGCUGUGCCUGCAAACAUACUUGCAACAUUAUUUGUCUUUCGGCGCUCUGUGAGCCUUACGACAUGUAUAAGUUAUGCGCUGUCUUCGUGAUGUGGUGUGCGUUAUUUCCACGCGUCUCUGCAGCGCCAAAAACCUGGGGUGAAGAUCCCAGGUUACAAUUUGAGAGCAAGGCAGAGCAAAAUGACAAGCUACAGGAGGAGGUGGAUGGCCAGGAGAGCAUCCUCUCUAAGCUGCUGGGUGAUUAUGACAAAGUGAAAGCACUCUCGGAAGGCUCUGACUGUCGGUGUAAAUGUGUUGUCAGACCCCUGAGCAGGAGCGCCUGCCGGCGGAUAGAAGAAGGGAGCGCCGCUGCGCAGGACUUCUACACUGUGGAGACUAUCACAUCUGGACCGGAGUGCAAGUGCGCCUGCAUCGCUCCUCCGUCAGCAGUCAACCCAUGCGAGGGAGAGUUCAGGCUGAAAAAACUUAGGGAAGCUGGAAAAGAGAAUGUCAAGCUGUCCACCAUCCUUGAGCUGCUGGAGGGCUCCUUCUACGGCAUGGAUUUACUGAAGCUGCACUCCAUUACCAGUAAGCUCCUGGAUCGCGUGGAACACAUUGAAAAGGCGGUGUCUCUGAACCACACCACGGGUGAGGUGAAGCCCCAGGAGAGCCCUCCGAUCCAGCCACAUGUGACUGAAAGCCCCCCCACCGCUCCCUCCCACUGGCAUCAGGACAAGAAGAGACUCAGUGAGCUCGGCGGUGCCACAGCAUAUAAAACCCCAGAGGAAAAGAAUGAGGAGAAGUUUAUUGGAGAAAACCUGUCCUACCUACAGACAGAUAGUUCUGCUCAGAUCCUUGAGAUCAAACCUCAGGUGACUCUCAAAAAUGUGGCUAACAAGGAGGCUUCUCAGGUGUCAAAGACUGGCUCCAACGGAAUGAUCAUCAGAGGAAUUACUUUUUAUAAAUCGGAGCCAGAUCCAAUGGUGGCAGAUGAUGGGGAGCCUGGAGAGAACUUUUUUGAGUACCAUGGAUUCAGUGGUGAUGGCCCAAUUAACCUCUUGAUUGAAGAGAAUCUUCUACAACACAAAGCCCCUCGCCCCAGGUCGAGGGAGGGACCUCGAUCACUCCGACCAAAGACAACCGGUUCUUUGCAUGAUUCCAAGAAGACCAGCCAAUCGUCAGAACCGAAAGAAACUGAGCCCACCUCAAAAACUCAUUACGAAUUCAUCAGUGCCAUUGGAACCACAUCAAGGGAUGUGUCUGCAGAUGUACAGAGUGACACAUCUGUCACGUUUGAACCAACCACUACCACAAAAAUAACCAGGACCACAGUCACUGAACCCCAGACUACUCAAAGAGUCACUGCCGGAAUCACUAGGUUGCCAGUCCCUUUGAUGGCUGAACCAGUCGGUACUGCUUUAGGCAUCACUGCCAAGGAAACAACCAAAACUACAGUGAACACACCCCAACCCUCUGAAAAUACAGCCACAAAGGAAAUCCUACUAGCAUUCACAACAAGAAACAUACCAACCACCAUGAUGGAAACCUCUUCUCCUUUGUUGAAAGACCAAAUGCAAACCAUACCUGGCGGUACUGCUGCUCAUUCAAGCACACUUGCACCAACUCCAGCCACAGAGGCUUCAACUGCCAGCCCAACUUCCACUGUGACCAUCACAGCCCAUGCUGCCCCGACCUCAGCACCAGUACACCCCACAACAGCCUCCACAACUGCUGCUGCCACAACACCAAGAGAGGAAAAUGAAUCGACCUUCUCUUCAGGCUCGACUUUGCCUCCUACCACUCAGACACUGAUCAAGUUGUCUCCCCACACUUCUCUACCUUUAACCACACCUGUGACUACCUCUUCUUCAGCCACUGCCACCACUGCCACCACUGCCACCACAACCACCACAACCACCACUACCAGGCAGGCUGCUCAAUUCAAAAGGAAAUACAAAAUCAGCUGGGAAGAGGAAGAGGGGGAGGAGGUACACCCAGAAUUAGACGAGCCCAUGCAAAGGCAGGAGGAAUCAACUUCAAGAAAACCCGGGGAGUGUAAGGACACUUUGGCAACAAUCUCAGAGCCAGUAACUCACAACACGUAUGGCAGGAAUGAAGGAGCAUGGAUGAAGGAUCCAAAGUCUGAUAAUGACAAAAUUUAUGUCACAAACUUCUACUACGGGAAUAACCUCCUGGAGUUCCGCAACCUGGAGGUUUUCAAAGCAGGCCGUUUUACCAACUCAUACAAGCUUCCUUACAACUGGAUUGGCACAGGCCAUGUCGUCUAUGAUGGGGCUUUCUACUACAACCGUGCAUUCUCCCGAGACAUCAUCAAGUAUGACCUGCGUCAGCGUUAUGUGGCUGCCUGGACCAUGCUGCACGAUGCUCUGUUUGAGGAGGCGUCGUCACCGUGGGAAUGGCGCAGCCACUCGGAUGUCGACUUUGCCACGGAUGAGAGCGGCCUGUGGAUCAUCUACCCGGCACUGGAUGACGAGGGCUUCUUACAGGAAGUGAUUGUUCUGAGUCGGCUGAACCCCUCAGACCUCAGCAUGCAGAGGGAGACCACCUGGAGAACUGGUCUCAGGAGAAACCACUACGGGAACUGCUUCAUCGUGUGCGGCGUCCUGUACGCUGUUGACAGCUACAACCAAAAGCACGCCAACCUGGAAUACGCCUUUGACACGCACACAAACACUCAGAUGACUCCCAGAAUGCCCUUCACCAACAACUACACCUACACCACACAGAUUGACUACAAUCCCAAAGAGGGUGUUUUGUAUGCGUGGGACUAUGGACACCAAGUAACAUACAACAUUAAGUUUGCCUAUGUAGACCCUUAGUAAGGGUUUGACAGUAGUGAUAAAAAGUUAAUUCUAUGGUUUGAAUGGAUUGUAGAUCAGUCCACAUGGCCUUCAGUACGGAGACUAACAGGGGCCAAAUGUACAAAUGUACUUCAGUAUAUAGUGACUAAACUGUUUUGUUCUUAUCAAGAUUUUUUAAAUUUUUACCUGACAUAAAUGAAACGAUGAGCCUGAUUUCUCAGUCAACGCACCAAGUUGUACUGUAUAUAUUGUAAUACUGUAACAAAAAAAAAAAAAAAAAAAGCCCUAUGAGAUAAAUGAAUGCAGGUAGAAUAAGUUCAUAUCUUGGGUCAAAUAACGCUUUCACAUAAAAGAACCAGUUCAUAGAAGCCUACUCUUUGGACAAAUUACAUUUUUCUGUUUUAUACACAUUAUUUUGUAUUACAUUUUUCUUUGCAUCAUAUGCCACAGGUCCUCCGUGUGGUAAUAUCACAGGUAUUGCUGUUGACCUUUGUCUUGUGAAAGCACUUACUGCCUCCAUAUCAGACUGUUCUGAGGAGACUACAAUAAAGUUUGGAAAUACUAA
This is a messenger RNA of Micropterus salmoides (largemouth bass), 3735 nucleotides long. It is a transcript of the gene olfml2ba, whose product is annotated as olfactomedin-like 2Ba. The transcript is spliced from 8 exons. Lineage: Eukaryota; Metazoa; Chordata; Actinopteri; Centrarchiformes; Centrarchidae. The coding region runs from base 432 to 3188 and encodes 918 amino acids. Gene Ontology annotation, biological process: signal transduction. The record is from RefSeq and is a predicted model, not a curated record.